UUUACGACGGAGGUCGAGCUAACCGUUACCAAUUUCAGUACAGAGGAGAUUUCAACCAUUAACUUAGUUGAGAUUGCGGAAGUUACUGUUCUGCAAGAACUUCUUAAGCUCGAAGACACGAAGUCGCAAGGUCCGGACGGCAUACCCGCAAAGCUGCUGAAAGAGCUAGCCGUGGAGUUGGCAGAACCCCUGCAGUUACUCUUCCGGGCCUCCCUAAACACAGGCCAACUGCCAUCCGAAUUGGAAGACAGCGUGGAAUCUCACCAAUACACAAAAGAGGAAGUCAGGCGUCUGCAAACAACUACAGGCCAAGAAGCCUUUCUCCAAUAUGCUGCAAAAUCAUGGAGCGAAUUAUCAAAAUAG
Molecule: messenger RNA, 363 nt
Organism: Dibothriocephalus latus
Lineage: Eukaryota; Metazoa; Platyhelminthes; Cestoda; Diphyllobothriidea; Diphyllobothriidae
Source: the annotation of a GenBank genome assembly